AUGGUAGGACGUCAACCUGGAAUUCUCAAUGAUGCCCUCGGCGCAGUAGGCAAUACACCUUUGAUCAGAUUGAACAAAAUACCUCAACAAUUCGGUAUCCAAUGCAAUGUUUUGGUAAAAUGUGAAUACUUUAACGCAGGUGGAAGCGUGAAAGAUCGUAUUGCUGCACGUAUGCUUGACGAAGCUGAACAACAAGGCUUGGUCACUCCAGGUAAAACUGUCAUCAUAGAACCAACUUCGGGAAACACCGGUGUCGGCUUGGCAUUGGCAUGCGCCGUGAAGGGUUACAGAUGCAUCAUCGUUUUACCCGAAAAGAUGAGUGCUGAAAAGGUGGCAACCCUCAAAGCAUUGGGCGCUGAAGUUAUCAGAACACCUACUGAAGCAGCUUGGGAUGAUCCACGUAGCAACAUCAUGACCGCUCGUCGAUUGGCCGAAGAGACGGAAAAUGCAUACAUCUUGGAUCAAUACAACAAUCCCAACAAUCCAUUAGCUCAUCGCGUCACCGCACAAGAAAUCAUCGAUGAUGUCACUGCCGUCAGUGCAAAUCAAGGACCUCUCACUCCAGCAUCUUCUCCUCGUCACCACGUCACAAAUUUGAACAGUAGCAGUGGCAAAGUCGAUGUCCUGGUUGCCGGUGUAGGAACCGGUGGUACCGUGAGCGGAAUUGCCACUCGUUUACGUGAGGAUGACCACAAUCCUGAUUUGUUUGUUUUGGGUGUUGAUCCAAUCGGAUCUACCCUUGCCGUUCCAGCUUCGUUGAACGAAUUGGAGAAUGGCGAAUCAGGAGCUUACAAGAUUGAAGGUAUCGGUUAUGACUUUGACCCAAAAUCUUUGGACAAACAACAAGUUUCCGCAUGGAUCAAAACCCGUGAUGAAGAAUCAUUUGAUUAUGCUCGUCAAUUGAUUCGCAUGGAAGGAUUGUUGUGUGGUGGCUCAAGUGGUGCCGCUUUGGCAGGUGCAAUGCGCUUUUUGAAAGAAGGUGGUGAAGGAUAUGAUGCAUUCGGUAGCCAACAAGGUAAAAAUGUCGUCAUUAUCUUGCCUGAUAGUUUGCGUAACUACAUCACCAAGCCAUGGCUCAUAGAAGGUACCAAGGAAGAGCAACACAUCGCUUGA
This is a messenger RNA of Meira miltonrushii, 1113 nucleotides long. Its product is annotated as pyridoxal phosphate-dependent enzyme, beta subunit. Gene Ontology annotation, molecular function: cystathionine beta-synthase activity; cysteine synthase activity. The record is from RefSeq and is a predicted model, not a curated record. Bases 1 to 1113 code for a protein of 370 amino acids. The transcript has a single exon. NCBI's taxonomy places the organism in Eukaryota, Fungi, Basidiomycota, Exobasidiomycetes, Exobasidiales, Brachybasidiaceae. Gene Ontology annotation, cellular component: cytoplasm.